Molecule: messenger RNA, 1747 nt
Organism: Brassica rapa (field mustard)
Lineage: Eukaryota; Viridiplantae; Streptophyta; Magnoliopsida; Brassicales; Brassicaceae
Product: receptor-like protein 20
Molecular function (GO): protein binding
Source: RefSeq, a predicted model, not a curated record
UCAACAAAGAAAAUAUUUUUCUAAACAAUUGAAUUGUAUGAUUUGAGAAACAAGAAUUUUCCAAUUAAAUCCAAAAAGAAAAGACUUGUCCAACUAAACCCAAAUAAAGGAGAAAAUACUUUUCCAGUAUAAUAGGGCCCCCGGUCUACGUGGAAUAAAAAUGUGGUUGAUACAUAACGGAAGACUAAUUAACACAAGUUCCAAGUCAAGCUGUAUCAAAAGAUCCUAAACCAUGGCUAUAAAUACAUGGCAUCAAAGCCCAUUCAUAUAUACAAAGGCAUUUUACCCUCAUCUCUUUUCUACUUUGCACAUUUUUUUCCAGUUAUGACGUUGCAUGUGCGUUUUAGCUCCAUCUCUUGUUUCUUUGCUUUGAGCUUCUUGGUUACUACUCUUGUUUCUCUACCUUCUCGUCGUCUUGACGAAGUCGAGAGCCUUCUAGCUUUCAAAAACGAGUUUACUCUCUCAUGCAACAAAUCAGUGACAAACUCUUGGACCCGUGACGCCAUCUUCUUUGAUGGGGUCUUGUUUGAUAAAGACACUGGUGGUGUCACGGAGCUAAAACUUCGUGGUGCGUGUCUCAGCGGCACUCUCGACGCUAACAGUAGCCUCUUCAAACUACACCAGCUCAGAUACCUGGAUCUCUCUCUCAACAACAUUUCCUCUUCACUACCCGCAGAGUUUGGGCGACUCACCGACUUAGAGUUCUUGGAUCUUCACCAAAACCGCUUCACCGGAGAGCUUCCUUCCUCAAUCAGCAACACCACUGUUUUAACCAAACUUCAUUUUCUAGAUAUUUCUAACAAUAGUCUACAAGGAAAAGUGCCCGAAUGGGUAUGGAGUCUUCCUUCUUUGACCGCUACUAAUCUCUCUCGCAACUCCUUUGAUAGUUUCCCUAACGUUCCACCAACCGUGACGUACUUGGCCGCAUCAAACAACAAUUUCACAGGAGAGAUACCUCUUUCGUUGUGCAAUCCAAAGAACCUAUUAUUCCUUGAUCUCUCGAACAACAGUUUAACUGGUUCGGUUCCAAGAUGCUUGAGUGAAUCAGUGACAGUGUUGAAUCUCCGUCGCAACAGCCUUACAAGCCUUCCCGACGCAUUCUCCAACAGCUCACUAAAGGUGCUUGACGUCGGCCACAAUCAAAUAAAUGGGAAGCUUCCAAGAUCUCUUGAACAUUGCAAAAGCCUAGAGUUUGUAGAUGUGGAGGGAAAUCGAAUCAAUGACACGUUUCCUUUCUGGUUGAAGGAUUUGCCGAAUCUGAUAGCGCUUAUCCUACGAUCAAACAGAUUCUACGGUCCUCUAUCUUCUCCUCAGCAUCCUCUACCAUUUUCAAAACUGAUGAUCAUUGACAUAGCGGGUAACAUGUUUGACGGCAGCCUUCCACCAAACUACUUUGUGAACUGGAGUGCAGCCAUUAGACCGCGAGUGAAACACAUCGGAGAUUCUUACUCUCUUGUUGAUUUCUCCGGAAACAGAUUUGUAGGAGAGAUUCCAGAAUCCAUUGGUAUGUUGAAGUCGCUGCUUGCCCUCAACUUAUCCAACAACGGUUUCACAGGAGUUAGGGAAGCUCUCCUUCUUGUCGUAUAUUAACAUGUCAUACAACAAUCUCACUGGCCAAAUACCACAGGGUACUCAGUUUCAAACGCAAAAUGAGUCUGCAUUUGAAGGGAAUAUCGAUCUAUGUGGCUUUCCUCUUCGAAAGAGAUGCUUCAGGGAAAAUGUAUCAGCAACAACAACACAUACACAA